Molecule: messenger RNA, 1652 nt
Organism: Drosophila yakuba
Lineage: Eukaryota; Metazoa; Arthropoda; Insecta; Diptera; Drosophilidae
Product: fatty acyl-CoA reductase wat
Exons: 5
Coding region: 115-1623 (502 amino acids)
Biological process (GO): long-chain fatty-acyl-CoA metabolic process
Cellular component (GO): peroxisome
Molecular function (GO): alcohol-forming very long-chain fatty acyl-CoA reductase (NADP+) activity
Source: RefSeq, a predicted model, not a curated record
AUCAGUCGCGUCUGCGCCGUUCUACGUCGGACAUCGGAUUACGGAUAGCUGAAUACGGAAUACGGAUUUCCGGCCUAUCUACGCGAAAAGUAUCGUUAUACUAGCCCAUUGAAAAUGGCAACGGAUGUGCAAACUUUUUACAAAGACAAAACUGUCUUUCUAACCGGCGGCAGUGGGUUCCUUGGCAAAGUGACCAUUGAGAAGCUGCUCCGCACCACGGAGGUGAAGCGCAUCUAUGUCCUGCUCCGCUCCAAACGCGGCCAGGAAAUGCGGGACCGAUGCGCCGCCUGGGAUAACGAUCCGGUCUUCGUUAAUCUAAUGAAAACAAAUCCCGCGGCUUUAAAGCGAGUGGUACCUUGUGGUGGGGACUGCCAGGAGCCGGAUCUUGGUCUGAGCAUCAGCGAUCGCCAGCUUUUGGUGAAUGAGGUGCAGAUUGUUAUCCACACGGCGGCCACUGUGCGUUUUGUGGAGCCGUUGCACAUCGCCUUGGCAGUGAACACACGGGCCACCCGGCUCAUGAUUCAACUGGCCAGGGAGAUGCCCCACCUGGAGUCCUUCGUCCAUGUGUCCACCGCAUACUCAAACUGCGUGGUGGAGCACGUCAGUGAGCGCUUCUAUCCGGAGCAUUUGACCUGUCCUGCCGAAAAGAUCCUGGAACUGCUGGAAAGCAUAAGUCCCGAGCUGUUGGAUAACAUGACACCGGCAUUGCUGGGCAAGUAUCCCAAUACGUAUACGUAUACCAAGGCUCUGGCGGAGCAGGUGCUCCAGCUGGAGGCGAGGGAUUUGCCGGUUAGCAUUUUUCGUCCAGGCGUUAUAAUUGCCAGCUAUAAGGAGCCCAUGCCCGGCUGGAUCGACAACCUUUACGGACCCAUUGCAGUUCUCUACGGGGCAGCCUUCGGAGUACUGCGCGUCACUCUGCUUAAUCUCAAGGCGCAGGCUGGCAUUGUACCCGUAGAUUACUGCGUCAAUAUGGUGCUGGCCUGCGCUUGGAACACGGCCCGGGAUAGUAGCAUCAAGCAAUCGCCGGAGCCACCUAUCUUCAACUUUACGCCGAACGAGGAUAACCUGAUAACCUGGGGUGGAUUCCGGGACAAGGCAGCGGUGCUGCGGUACAACUAUCCCUUGAGUAAGAUGAUGUGGAUGCCCUUUCUGCACUGCACCACCAUUCCCUGGCUAUUCCGGUUCAUGGCCAUCUUUUACCACCUGCUCCCCGGAUAUGCCAUUGAUCUGGUCAUGCGUUUGUGUGGCAAAAAGGCGCGCAUGAUCAAGUUGUAUGGCAAAAUCCACAGGAACAUUGAUAUUCUGGCACCCUUUGUGAUCACAUCCUGGUUCUUUGAUACCGUCAACACCCGCAAGCUGUGGGCCAGAAUGUCUGCCGAGGAUCAGAAGCUUUACCACUUCAAUAUGAGCAGCAUCGACUGGGACGAUUACUUCCUGCAAGCCCUGGCCGGAGUUCGCAUCUACCUCGCCAAGGAGAAACCAGGAAAGGAGGUACUGGAAAGGGGACAAAGGAUCUACAGAAGAUUCCAAUUUCUUCAUCGGCUGCUGCAGUUCACUCUUUGUAGCGGUGCCGUCGCAAUAUUAUGGUCAAUUUUAAGGCGCCUACUAGGCCCACUUAUAUAGUUAUCACAAAUAAAGUUAAUUGGCAAUAA